Messenger RNA from Megalobrama amblycephala (Wuchang bream), 7600 nucleotides. RefSeq names its product melatonin receptor type 1Ba (gene mtnr1ba). The transcript is spliced from 2 exons. Gene Ontology annotation, molecular function: melatonin receptor activity. The coding region runs from base 1040 to 2107 and encodes 355 amino acids. The record is from RefSeq and is a predicted model, not a curated record. Gene Ontology annotation, biological process: G protein-coupled receptor signaling pathway. Gene Ontology annotation, cellular component: membrane. Lineage: Eukaryota; Metazoa; Chordata; Actinopteri; Cypriniformes; Xenocyprididae.
CUCACGUGCACCUGCGCGCUCUCAGUACAAGUUAAGACGCACGCGGAGGCUCCCAGAGCGUGAUGUGAACGGGGCAGCUGUAAACAGCGGUGGCGCGCGCUCACGGAUUUUGGUCCUCAAUGAGGAGACCGAAAGAGACCGGCCGUGCAGAGCGGAUCGAAGGCGACGUCUCUCCAGCUGUCGUUUAACUGUACUUGUCCGACAACUGGAACAGAAACUCUGCUCGCGUGCACCCGGCGGAAGCCGAGUGUCUGAGGGACUCCCUUUGAGGCGGGAAAACACGGAAUUACUGUUCAGAAAUGCUCAUUUUCUAAGUUGGAUUCUUUCAUUUAACGGCAGUCUUGCUCCUUAACGCGAAGACCACCGUUGUAGAUAAAGAUAGCCGUUUUAACGCUGGUGUCAAAACCAGUCACGUAUAUUGCACUUAAAGGUUUCACACUCCUGGGGCAGGAAUUCAACCGAAACGGGAGCCCAUCAUCCGAUCUCACGCAUCGGAUUCCGUCGCCGCCGAGUGAAUUAAUAAAUAAAUAAAGUCUGACUGACUGGACAUACAGGCGGUGACGCGUCCCACGUUUGACAGCUUUUUGGGGGCGUCUCGGUUCAACUCAGCUCAAGCGUCAAUGUAACGUUAAAUACGCCGAACGAGAAGAGGAGGAAAAGGAGUGAACCCACACCAGCAGAAUCCUUCAGUUAUCAAUGGGAAAUACCGGAGCGCACGCGACUGGAGCGAGAUGCUCAGAGAAGCUCGAGACCAUCUCGUGCGUCGCCGCGCUCACCGUGAGUGAGUUUUAAAAGGCGCGCGGCGAGAGGGACAACAAGCACCGUGAAGUUGAACAUAUUCGUCAGUCAAGACAAUAGCCGGGUGGAAAAUUUAUGUUUCAUGUGGCACAUUAAUGAGAAAGCAAAACCCAUCACCGAGCUUCCCAAGGAUUGUUGAGAAUAUGGAAAUAUGUAAUUGUUGACGAAGGUGAAGAUGACAGAAGCUUUGUGAGAAAGAUACCGAGCGUGUUUUUGUGGGAGAGGGUGAAGUUUAUUCGACAUGCCCGAGAAUGUUUCCCUCAUCAGGAACCGGACGGAAGUCGGGCAGGGUCGCGCUUGGGGUAGCGGAGCAGGCGCGCGGCCAGCAUGGGUCGUCAUGGUGCUGGCCAGUGUGCUGAUCUUCACGAGCGUGGUGGAUGUGCUCGGUAACGUGCUGGUGAUCAUCUCGGUGCUCAGAAAUAGAAAACUGAGAAACGCGGGUAAUGCCUUUGUAGUGAGUCUGGCUUUCGCUGACCUUCUGGUGGUUUGCUAUCCCUACCCUCUGGUCUUGCACGCCAUGCUGCACGCAGGCUGGCUGCCGGGGGAAAUGGAGUGUAAGGUCAGCGGCUUCCUGAUGGGAGCGAGCGUCAUCGGCUCCAUCUUCAACAUCACCGCCAUCGCCAUCAACCGCUACUGUUUCAUCUGUCAGACCAACACCUACGAGAAGAUCUACGGCCGUGCUGGAACCCUGGCCCUAUUGAUGUUAGUCUGGGUACUCACCGUCCUAGCCAUUCUUCCAAACCUGGCGCUGGGGUCACUCACGUACGACCCCCGCGUUUAUUCAUGCACCUUUAGUCAGACGACAAGUGCGGGAUACACCAUCGCUGUGGUGACCGUGCAUUUCCUGCUUCCUAUCGCAGUAGUUACGUUCUGUUAUCUGAGGAUUUGGGUGCUGGUGCUCCGUGUGAGGAGGCGGGUCAAAACUGACGUCAGGCCACGCCUACGUCCGAGUGAGUUGCGCCACUUCUUGACCAUGUUCGUCGUCUUUGUGCUGUUCGCCGUCUGCUGGGCGCCUCUGAAUUUGAUUGGACUGGCUGUAGCUGUGGACCCUUCCCGUGUUGCGCCCAUGGUCCCUGAUUGGCUGUUUGUGGUUAGUUAUUUCAUGGCGUACUUUAACUCCUGCCUGAACGCCGUAGUGUACGGACUGCUCAAUCAGAACUUCCGCAGAGAAUACCGCAGAAUACUUCUGUCACUUUGCAAGCCACGCCUCUUCCUGCAGGAGACAUCUAGGGGUGGGACUGAGCGCAGCAACAAACAGUCACCUGGCAACAACAACAACGACGAUCAGCCCAAAGCGAACACAAUAUAAUUCACUCACAAUACAUAUACACAGAUAUCAAAGAGAGAAUGCUGCAAAAAGGUUUUAAAUUGCACCCACAAAUGUUUUAACAAUAACGUUUUAUGCCUCACUUUAGAUACCACCAUCUGCAAAAAAAGAAAAAAUAAUACCUCAUUUGUUGGAAAACCAUAAAAUUAUAAUAAUCUUCAGUAUUACAAAAAAUAAUCGCAUCUCACAUGCAUUACAAUCACAUUCAAUUAAUGCAUGCUAAUGAUUGAGAACUGUGCAAUAACUCAUUACCAGACAAAAGGUGCAAGCUCGAGAAAGACAAAGACUGCAGAACAUUUUCGUCUUCUCCAGACAUACGCCCCUUGAAAACAACUUAUUUUUCUCACUGAUAGUUGGAGGCUGUUUUCUCCAGCCAUUCAUAAAUACUCACUAAACAGAUCUCUCACAAGAAGGCUGCACCCAGAGGACUCACAACAGUUUCACAAGUGCUUCCCUAAUGAUAUAACAGCAUUAAAGAAACAUUCCCCAAAUGCUCACACAUUUGUGACCGUUCAGCACCUUGACAUACGUUUUCCCAGUUGUCCAUUAGCGUUAGCACUUUUGGCACUGUAAGUACACUAGAGCCUCCCCUUGUGCUAUGCAACCAAUUAUUUUUAAACUCUAUGGAGAAAGUGUAAAACUAGGACUCCCUUAGGUUUGCAGUAAAGGUUAUCCAAACGUUCCCCUAAAACACUGCAGCAACAUUCUUGUAAAACUCCCCUAUUGCUAUGCAAACUCAACAUGAGCAACUCCCAGUGUUGAAAUCUUCCUGUAACCUUCCCACAACAUUCCACAAUUAAGUCUGUGAAUGCAGCCAUGUGGGAAUAUGCCCAAAUGCUGCAAGAACACGUUUUUAUAUUCUCUAUAGGUUUAAACAAACAUCAUACGCUCCCUAUGCCUGUGCACCAGCAGAACACAUCUGCACGUAUAUUAUCGUGUUACGGCAUACGACUUAUAUUAACUUUAGACAACAUUACUUAAAGGGAUAGUUCAUCCAAAAAUGAAAAUUAUCCCAUGAUUUACUCACCCUCAAGCCAUCUUAAGUGUAUAUGACACCUUUCAGAUGAACACAAUCGGAGAUAUAUUUAAAAAUAUCCUUACCGCCGAAAGCGGCGCGGCGCGUCUUGGACGGUGAGAGCGUCGAGAAGAGUUGAAGUCAGGUCAACUGUAUGGUAAUGAGCUAUGACGCGGUUCAGCGUGGCAAUCAAUCGGAAUCCUCUCAAGCGAGGACCUCUACAUUCUGAUUGGUUGCUACAAAUUGUCAUUUACUUUUUUGGUUUGAACGCACAGUACAGCGUUGUUGGCAGGGCAGCCGAGGCCAAAUUUGACGCUCUCGCCGGCGGCUGUGUGAACGUACAGUUAGUCCUCCAAGAUUUAUAAUGGUUGUGAAUGGCAGCCCAAAUUUAAAAAAUAAAAAAAAGCAUCCAUCCAUAAGCAAAGUAAUCCAUACGACUCCAGAUGGAUAAUAAAGGCAUUUUGAAGCGAAAGGAUGUGUUCAUCUUAGAAAAUUAUCCAUAUUUAAAACUUUAUGAAUUCAAAUAACUAGCUUCCGGCAUACAACUGUAGUAAUAUAUCUCCAAUUGUGUUUGUCUGAAAGAAGAUAGUCAUAUACACCUAGGGUGGUUUGAGGGUGAGCAAAUCAUGGGAUCAUUUUCAUUUAUGGGUGAACUAUCCCUUUAAAUGAGGAAAGUAAUGCACCAGUUUACAACAGGAUUUAUUAACAGGGUUCAAAUGAUCAUCACAAUUUAAUAACAUAAAACAUUAUGUUAUGGGCAUAGGGCUUCACAUAUGUGACAUGAUAAAUAGACUAUUUGUCGGUAUCUUUUCUUCCUUAACAGGCCAAUUUCUAUCAUUACUAUUAAUAAUAAUAAUAAUAAUUAUUAUUAUUAUUAUUAUACAAAAAGUUCAUUAAUAUACCAGCAUGUGUCAAUAGACAUUUACACACUUCAAAGUGCCAGUUUCUGGUCUCAGUCAAACCACAAUACUUAAGGAGGACCUAAUUCUUCAUUAAAUACCAGAUAUAGAGGUAGCUUAAAUGAUCAGUUCAUACUGAUAUAAUCAUUUAGGUCAAGAAAGUCAAAACUGCAUUCAUCUUCACUUAAGCUAUGGAUACUUUUACUGAGGAAAGUUUCCAUCUCAAAUAUAUCAGUUACUAAAAUCUCAUUUUUAUAGUCACCCUAGCAGUGGCAUUGAGUAUGGGGAGGAGGGGGAUGGCUGUCCCUGAUGUAUUAUACAAAGCAUCUGAUAUUUUUAAAGAUUCACUCACGUUUCACUUCACAAAUAAUGUAGGAUUUAUGGCUUUUACUUUGACUACCCAGAGUAGUAGCCUAGUCCAUCUGUCCGUGAUACAGACACUGAGAAAAAGUUCACAAAUAAUUGAAUAAAUUUCACAAAUAAUUACAAAGAAACAAGUAACACAUUGAAUUAAACAUGAUUUUUUAUUAAGUAGAAAGACUGAAAUAGUAUUUUCUUGUCAAAUUUACUACAAUAAUCUUCUUUACUAAUCAAUAAACUUCUACAGUGUAGAUUAUCGUUUCAAAAAAAGUGCACGUUUGCGUUCUGAAUUGCUUUUCUAUGUAAACAUGCUCUUGACGAAUGCAUUCAACACUAAUUUUUCAGUGUGUCGCGCCUGCGCGCAGCAUUUUUCAAUCGCCGUCAACUUAAAUGUUGUUCGACUUUUAAAAACGCGUCUCUCGAGACCCUGCGCUCUUUUCCAUCAUACUUUGCUGUGUCUUGCGUGUUUGAAAACAAAAAAGCAUUCUGUGUAAAUGGCCCCUUGCACGUUAUUCAGCUAACAGCAGUUUUAAAGCCCAUCAAUAUUUAUAUAGCCAGCUGUUGAAAAGUACCUGUUCAGACCGUUACGUGGAACUGUCAGGUUUCAACAAACCGUCAUUGAUACAAAGAGGUAACUAUUCAGCAAAAUUGAGGGCUUCUGUCCUUUGAGAACUUCUUAGCUUUUUUCUAUAGAAUAUUUAGAUUAGCAUUACAAAUGCCUUAGCAGUUUUCCCCAAUUUAUUCCUGACAUUCAUGCAAAGAAAAGUGAAUCUCCACCACCUGUGCUCAUAUCUUUUUUUCUUGUCUCAUUAUUCUGAAAAGAAUGUUGCUAAGAUACUUUUAAGUUUCUUUUAAGUUUCCACGGAUGUAAUUAGCGUCAAACAAUAGACGUGUAUAUUGUUUGAGUGUAUGUGAACUUUUUAAGCCUCAAAAAUGUACGAACUAGAAUCUGCCAAAAACAAAACUGAGGAGUGAAUUCACUGAACAGAUACUCAAAACAUUUCAGCGCAAAAUCCCUCAUUAUAAGCUCCCACAAUUCAGUUUAACCACACAUCUAGCACUCAAAACCAACUGACAUGGUCAAGAAUUGCACCAUUACCUGAUACUUUAGUGUCCCGGGUGCUAAAACAACGCAGACAGAGCGCAAAUAAACAUCGCUAUUAGUGGACACAAUUCAUAGUGAAUCCCUCCCGAGUCAUUGACACGGCUUUACUUUCAUUCACAUUAAUCAGUGGAUCUUCCAGUUCAGGGUCAAAUUUAAGCCUCAAAUGUUGAAUACUUCAAAUAAUGAAUACCAGUAGCAGUAAUGAUUAAACGAUUUAUUGGGAAGAACUUUACCAAAGGAGCUUCAAUUCUGAUUGCAGUGAGUAAUAAAACUUAAUGAAAGACAUCAAUGCACUUAUUGAAAUCUUAAGGAUAUUACAAUUUUUAAAUAUUGUAUGACUUCUCAUGUCAUUUAAUUUUAUAAUCUACUGAACCAUAGUGCACUUUGGCUUCUGUAACGUUAUUCUUAUUUAACAUGGUUAAAAAUAGUUUUAAUUUUGCAUCCUAGUAAAAUUGGAAAAAAAAAAGUUAGUGAAAUCCAAACAAACACCAAAUGCUCCGAGAGUGCUCAGGGUGUUAAAAAAAAAAAAAAAAAGUUCAAGUUUACCUGACUACUUCAAGUUCUUAGUAACAAUCAUCUAUUUUAACUGUGAGUUCAUAUCAGACCACGUGAGGUGGGGUUUGACAUCUUUACCUGGAAUAUUACAAACACAAAAGGCUGCAGUCACCCCAAAGGGUGAUUCAAAAGCACAAUAAAGAUGUCGUGAGAAAAGAGUGGCAUACUUGUUCUGUUUACAGUUCCAGUGUUAUCUUAGUAUAAAUGGAGUUUGUCGCACGACAGUGAAUGACUCCAUGUGUCUCUAUGCAUUUAAAACACGUCACGCCAUCAGUCACGGUAUCUUAGUAUUCCAGCCGAGUGCCCGAGCGCUCGCAUAAUGUACUGUUUCUAUGGGUAUUCCUAUUUUAUAUCGGUUUCUCUCAUGGGUAACCCGAACUUAGUAUUUACGAUGAGAGUAGAAUAAUCUUAGUAACUUCAACGAGUAUCUCGCCCUUCUUACUAUGGUGAGAUCACAUGCUCAUUUCUUAGUACCUUUGAUGACUAUGAUGAAUAAUCUCUGUAUUUAUGACAAAUGCUUGUUCAGUAAUCUAUUUGUCUUGGUAAAGCUGAUGAGUGCUGGCUUCUUUGUAUCUGCAGUUUCUUGUCUUGGAAUUUUUGAUGAGUACUCCUACUUUAAAAUUAAGGAAGAGCUUUUAUCCAGUGAUAUUCCCAUUGGUGGAAUAAUUAUGAUGUGCUUUGCUGAGAAUGAAGAAAUCUAUUUAUUAAUGUAUGUAUUUGUUAUUUUUAUGAAUUAUUUUUGAAUAGUUUUGUUGUUAUUGCAACCUUAUGUGCUUUGAUACCAUUUCCCAGUUUGUGGGUGUCAAUUUUGAUCUACAGUAAACACUGUAAUUGUACUGUAUUUGGGCCAGUUUCAUUUUUUUUUUUUUUUUUUUUUUUUUUUUGUAUUGUACAAAGACUGAGUACUUAUCUUUGUUUCCACAACAAGUACUAAACUGAGUUUACUUAAAUGGUUUAUGCCAAAUGAUUAUCUUUCCUCAUUUACUUGCAAUUUUAUUAAAUUGUGUAUCCCCAGAAAAAAAAAAAAAAAACACUGUGCAGAUUGUGUUACCUCAAGUUAUGGAACUAAAUUAAGUUGACUUUAAGUCAAUAAAUGAAUAAACCCUUGAAGUAAUCUCAAGCAACAGGUGCAUUUUAUCAGUGUGUCUUAGUACUCGGGUAAGUUCUCUUAUUUUAGUAAUGCUGCUGUAGUGUUGAACAUGAACUGAUGUACUACGUUUGUAAAACUUAACUUAGUAAAUCAAAGCAUUAAUCGGGUCAAACUGUUACAGCCCCAAACACUUGUGAUAUUUCAUACUGCGAAAUGAAUGUGCAUGAACGUUGAUUGUUUUAUUUGAAUUUGUGCGCUUAAGGAACAAGACGGCAAUUAUCUUCAGACUUAGGACAAAUGAGGCAUAAGUGAUAAAUUGCUAAGAAGAGGAUGGGGAACAGGACCAAGAGGCUCUAAAAAUAAUGUAUUAUUGUGACAUGAUCUUAAAAUGAUUUCAGAAGACUGCUGGUGUAGGAUUUUACAUGUUAAUAAAACUUUUAUUUUUAAGAGA